UCGCAAAGUAUAUAUACACAGCAGCUUCACCCAUAUUUAUAACAAAUAAAAAAAACCAAUUAAGCAUGGCGAGCGUCAACCCCUACGGCAAGCUGAACGAGGCCGAGCAAGAAAGGCUGGUGGCGCGUAUGAAAACGCGCAGACGCAUCACCAUCAUCGCCGUAUCCAGCAUAGUCCUCGUGGCGGUCGUGGUGGCCGCCGCCGUCGGAGCCACUCAAACCCGAGACAACAACAAAUCCGGCAGCGGCAGCGGCGUCUCCUCCUCCCUCAAGGCCUCCUGCGCCGCCACGCUGUACCCGGACUCCUGCUACACCAGCCUCGCCCCUCUCGUGAAAUCGCGCAACGUCGGCCCUCAAGAUCUCUGCAAGCUCUCCCUCCAAGUAUCCAUCGACGAGCUCUCCAAGGCCUCCAACCAUUUCCUCCAGGACGUGGUGAAGAAGCUCAACAUCACCGACGGAAGGGCGCUCGCGGCGAUCGACAGCUGCCGCGAGCUCUGCUUUCUGGCGCUGGAUCAUCUCAACGACUCCAUCUCCGUCGGCGGCGCCACGGUGUUCGAGGCCGUCCACGACCUCAGGACGUGGCUGAGCUCGGCGGGGACGUAUCAGCAGACGUGCAUAGACGGGCUGAGCGAGGCCGACGCGGCGCUCAGUAGCCUCGCGGAGGACCAUUUCAGGAACUCGACGGAGUACACCAGCAACAGCCUGGCGUUCGUCAGCGCCAUCGAGGAGUCCGUGGGCGCGCUGGGCAGCGUCGGGAGGCGGCGCUUGAUGAGCUCCUCCCAGUGGCUGUCGUUUGGGGAGCGGAGGCUGCUGCAGACGGCGAGCGCCAAGAUAAAGGCGGACGCGGUGGUGGCCAAGGACGGGAGCGGGAAGUACAAGACCAUAGCGGCGGCGCUGAAGAAGGUGCCGGAGAAGAGUGAGAAGAGGUUUGUUAUAUACGUGAAGAAGGGGAUUUAUGUUGAGAAUGUGAAGAUUGAGAAGAAGAUGUGGAAUGUGAUGAUGGUUGGCGAUGGCAAGGAUGCCACUGUCGUCUCAGGCAGCCUCAACUUUGUUGAUGGAACUCCCACAUUUCAAACCGCCACAUUUGCUGUGGCCGGGCAAGGAUUCAUUGCUCGAGACAUGGGGUUCGUAAACACGGCCGGGGCAAUCAAGCACCAAGCCGUAGCCCUAAUGUCGACAGCCGAUCGCUCCGUCUUCUACCGUUGCAAAAUGGAUGGUUAUCAAGACACACUGUACCCGCACUCGAACCGCCAAUUCUACCGCGAGUGCGACAUCUACGGCACCGUAGACUUCAUAUUUGGAAACUCUGCAGUUGUGAUCCAAAACUGCAGCAUUAUGCCGAAGAAGCCCAUGCAAGGCCAACAAAACACCAUCACUGCCCAAGGCAAGAUCGAUCCCAACCAAAACACCGGCAUAUCCAUCCAAAACUGCGACAUUAGGCCGGCGGCCAACCUCAGCGGGGUGAGCAACUUCUUAGGGCGGCCGUGGAAGAAUUACUCCACGACCGUCUACUUACAAAAUAAGAUGGAUGGGUUCAUCCACCCAACGGGGUGGCUACCUUGGGUUGGCACGACGGCGCCGGACACCAUCUUCUACGGCGAGUACCAAAACUGGGGGGCCGGAGCCGCCACCAAGAAUAGGGUUAAGUGGAAGGGUUUGAAGCUCAAUCUUGAUGCCAAGCACGUUAAGACCUUUACGCUUGACAAAUUCAUCAAUCGGGAUAAAUGGAUUUCACCAACAGGUGUUACCUACAAGUCUGGACUCUGAAUUCAUCAUGGAUAUUAUUUUUCAUUUUAAUUGCUCACUAUAUAUAUUGUUACAAAUGGAUUUCUUUUCUUCAAUUUUCUUCAUAAUUCUUGAUUGAUUUUAUCCCUCCAUCGCUUCUUUUAUUCAUUGUACGUAUGUGUUUCUAUCAACCUGAAUAGAAACCAAAGUGGGAAUUCCAUUAUAUAUA
Salvia miltiorrhiza (redroot sage) is the source of this 1953-nucleotide messenger RNA. RefSeq names its product putative pectinesterase/pectinesterase inhibitor 24. Gene Ontology annotation, molecular function: pectinesterase activity; pectinesterase inhibitor activity. The transcript has 2 exons. The record is from RefSeq and is a predicted model, not a curated record. Gene Ontology annotation, biological process: cell wall modification. Lineage: Eukaryota; Viridiplantae; Streptophyta; Magnoliopsida; Lamiales; Lamiaceae. Bases 66 to 1766 code for a protein of 566 amino acids.